Messenger RNA from Acanthochromis polyacanthus (spiny chromis), 5734 nucleotides. It is a transcript of the gene nog3, whose product is annotated as noggin 3. The transcript is spliced from 3 exons. The record is from RefSeq and is a predicted model, not a curated record. Lineage: Eukaryota; Metazoa; Chordata; Actinopteri; Pomacentridae. Bases 2502 to 3137 code for a protein of 211 amino acids. Gene Ontology annotation, biological process: negative regulation of BMP signaling pathway; dorsal/ventral pattern formation; negative regulation of cell differentiation.
UCUCAUUUUUCUAGCUUUGUGAGAAAUUGGUCACUGCAGAAUAGAAACAUUUUAGAGUUAAACUGGUGUUUCUGGGAUUCUCAAGAUUAGACUCCAGCUUGGUCCUCUGGGCCCUCAUGGCUCCUCUGGGCCCUCAUGGCUCCUCUGUUAUCAGAUCUCCAGCUGACAGGUUAUCGGUCAUCACACCAGAAUAUUACCCAGAAUCCACCAGGAGCCGGAGGUCGGAGAGAAACCAGAAACCUGCAGCUUCUGAUCCAGCAGCAGGAAGUCAGAAUGAUCAGAAAAACGUCUAAAUGUCAGAUGGAAAGUUUGUCUUUUUGUUUUGUUUUUGUAAUUGUGUGUUUGUUUAGUUUUGUUUGUGUAGUGUCUCAUCUUGUUUGUGUCUCAUUUUUCUGAUUUUCAUCUCGUUCUCUCUGGUUUUCUGUCCCUAUCUCUGACCAGAGACAGACUAACCAGGUUAAACUGACUCUUGUUUCUGUUUGGAGCUGAUGCUGUACACUGCAACAAGUUUCUGUAGUUUUUACAGUAAUAUUACUGUAAAAUGACCAAAUAUCUACUGUAGAACCUGUUUACAGUAAGUUGCUGUAGAUCUGCAAUGCAUCAUGGGUAAAAUUCACUGAGAGGCUAGAUUUACAGUAAAUAAUUUUUUUACUGUAAAUCACAUUACAGUAACUUUCAGCAGUACAUUUUGCAUCGUUCCAACAAACAUAUUUUCUUCAUCAUCAUGAAAAGGAGGAGGAGCCGCCAUCUUAAUAUUCUCCUGAACUUUAACAAAUGUCUGGCCGCCUGUUUUAUUUCAAACUCAUUUCCCGGACCUCCCUCAUCAAGAUUCUACUUUUUUGUCCGUGACUCCAGCAGGUAACUCACUUCAUUGUUUUGUAAUUUUACGUUAAAUUGAAGCAGUUUGGUCAGGUAACGGCCGGUGUGUCCAACGGUAACUGAGAGAAGAAAAGAGACGCUCUCCUCAGCUAGUCAGAGGACUGGACUUCAGCUGACUACUUGCUGAUGAAAUUUUGACAGAGUUUGUUUUUUACAUUUGUUGAUAAUGUUAAGAAGUUAGCCAAGGUAAUGUUACCGGAUAAACGUUAAAUUUAAACCGUGGGCAUUAGAGCGCGCAUGUCUUGCUCUCUGUAUGUGUUAGCUAUGUCCGUUAGCUACGUCUGUUAGCUAGGUGUGUAUGUAUGCGUGUGCUCGUGUGAGCGUGUUAGCUCCGUCAGUCAGUGUGCGAGCUAGGUCUGUUAGCUACGUCUAUUGGCUAGAUCUGUUAGCUACGUCCAUUGGCUAGGUCUGUUUGCUACGUCCAUUAGCUAGGUCUGUUAGCUACGUCCAUUGGCUAGGUCUGUUUGGUACGUCCAUUGGCUAGGUCUGUUUGGUACGUCCAUUAGCUAGGUCUGUUAGCUACGUCCAUUGGCUAGGUCUGUUUGGUACGUUCAUUAGCUAGGUCUGUUAGCUACGUCCAUUGGCUAGGUCUGUUAGCUACGUCCAUUAGCUAGGUCUGUUAGCUACGUCCGUUAGCUAGGUCUGUUAGCUACGUCUAUUGGCUAGGUCUGUUAGCUACGUCUAUUGGCUAGGUCUGUUAGCUACGUCCAUUGGCUAGGUCUGUUAGCUACGUCCAUUAGCUAGGUCUGUUAGCUACGUCCGUUAGCUAGGUCUGUUAGCUUCGUCCGUUAGCUAGGUCUGUUAGCUACGUCCGUUAGCUAGGUCUGUUAGCUUCGUCCGUUGGCUAGGUCUGUUAGCUUUGUCCGUUAGCUAGGUCUCUUUGGUAAAUUUUAUCUCUCGUUUUUCUGCUGUUUGCUGCUGAGAUGAAUCUGAUGACCAAAGCAGGCCAGACAAACAACACAUUGAAAGGUAAGACUUUGACCCAGUUACAGAAUGUAAUGUAAUCUUCUAUUUUCCCAGCAGAAUUUUCUGGUAAAGCUGCUCUUUUGACAGAGAAAGACUUAGUGGACCAAAUCUGCUGGCUGUAUCACACUGACAUGGGCAGUAAAUAGCACUAUAUGGGUCACUUUAACCAUGUUUUUCUUCUUUACUUGUUUAAUGUAUGAUGCGUUUUGUGUUUAAAGAUUUCUGUCAGGAUAAAUCCAGAGCAGAUAAGUGUGCCUCCAAGGUUCAAGCAGAAGUUACUGGUACUGGUCAGAUGGUGCUAUGAGAAAAUGGGUCCCUUGGUCCACAUGUGGAAUCAUUCAGCUGGGACAGAACAGAUAAUACCAGUUUUAAUGAAGUAAACCAGUGAAUAAAGUAGCCCGCUUUCACACAGAGUAUUCCCUGUACUACCUGAUAAACAUCAGGCUGAGGUUUUACCGGGAGGAGGCGGGUCGGUGCGGAGACCUCAGCUGUUGGAGGUUCGGCUUCAGUUCUGAACCAGAAGCAGCACCAUGUGGAUCCGAGAGACCGGGACCUGUAGACCGGAGCUGCCCGGACAAGGACUAAGGAGCUCUGCGGGGAUCAAGUUCUGGAGACGUCUCCUCCGGUGCGUCUUUACGCGCUGAUCCGGUUCAGACAUGGAGACCUGCUGCCUGCUGCUGGUCCUGGUCCUGGUUCUGGGCUCCGGGGUCCAGCAGACCCGCUCCCAGCACUACUACCUGCUGCGGCCGGUGCCCGGAGGCUCCCUGCCGGUGGAGCUGCUGCGGGAGGACCCGGACCCGCUGCUGGACCCGGAGGAGAAGGACCUGAACGAGACGGAGCUCCGCGGGGCGCUGGGGGGACACUUCGACCCGCGGGUCAUGUCGGUGUCCGCCCCGGAGGACCGGAGCCCCGGAAAGGACCGGGACGAGGUGGAGCGGCUGCAGCUGAGCGGCUCCGUGCUCAGACAGAUCCGGACUCUGGACUUCUCGGCGCCGCUCGGCAGGAAGCAGCGGCGGCGGCUGCAGCUGUGGCUCCGGUCCUACGGACUCUGCCCGGUGCUCCGGACCUGGAGCGACCUGGGGAGCCGCUUCUGGCCCCGGUACGUGAAGGUGGGCAGCUGCUACAGCCGGCGGUCCUGCUCGGUACCGGAGGGGAUGCUGUGCAGACCGGCCAAGGCCUCCAGCUUCACCAUCCUCCGGUGGCGCUGCGUCAGGAAGACCGGCCUCCGGUGCGCCUGGAUCCCGGUUCAGUACCCGGUGGUGACGGAGUGCAAGUGUUCCUGCAGCGGCUGACUGGAGACAGACUGGAGACUAGAAACUAGAGACUGGACGAUGAACCAGAAAAACAGUUUCUGACUUUAAAGGGUUUUAGGAGGUUUCUCUUCAUUUUCAGACUGAGUGAAUCCAGCAGAAUGUUUAUCUGAAGAACAUGGUUUUAUUUUAUUAUCAUCACAUCUACAAGCUUUAGUGAAACUUUAUGUUUUUCUUUGGACAAUUUUGAGCCAAACUCAGAAAGUUUGUUAGAAUCUGAAUUUUUCUAGAAACUUUUUAGUAAAAUAAAACAGGACGGUCCGUUUAUAAAAGUCUCUGUUUGUUCAUUUUUUCUGAAAUCAGUCAAAAAAAUUGCAGACAAACUGAGGAAACUGUUCCUGAAGCGUUUCUUUAACGUCUUUAGAGUGUUUUUAAUCUGUCAGAUUGCUGUUUUCUGGUGUUUUCAUGUCAGAAAUGUUCUGUUUAGAAGCAGCAGAAAAUACAAAAGAUUCUUCAACAUCUGUGAAUAAAAAAGAUGCAAAGGACACAAUAAGCACAAAAUAAAUACAAAAAUACACAAAAAAGUGCACAAAAUACCUACAAAGAAACACAAAAUAACUACAAAAAUAAACAAAAAAUGCAAAAAUGAACAAAAUAUUAUAAAAAUACAUAAAAUGAUACAAAGAAACUCAAAAUAUUUACAAAAUAUACAAAAAGAUUUAAAAUAUGCAAAUUAUUCAGAAAUACACAAAAUGAUACAAAGAUAAAUACAAAAAAACAAGAAAUACCCCAAAUACCUACAGAGAAAUGCAAAAAAGAUACAAAGAAACACAAAAUAACUACAAAAAUCAGCAAAAUUAUAAAAAACAUCAAAUUAAGACCGAGACACCAAAAGAAGCAAACUAACUAAACAGACUCUGACUCAUCGUUUAUCAGAAGUUUUUCUCUGUCAUUAAGUUCAAAGAACGUUUCAUCUCCUGUCCUUGACUCCACAAACUAACGGCUUCAUUCAUGUUUAAUUAACUGGAAGCUUCUGAUCAAAAUCAUCUCUGGUUCAGUAUUUAGACAAACUGCAAACCAGAGUUUGUGUUCAUAAAGUUGAUUUAAAACCACAAAGAGACACAAAAAGACCAGAAGAAGAAACAAAUCAGCUUUAAAGAGACGACAAACAGACAACAACAACACAAAGACGUAGAAAAUAAAGACAACGAGACCCAAAGAGACGCACAACAACACAAAGACACAAGAAACUACAGAGAGAUGCAAAAUACACAAAACAGACAGUAAAUGGAUUCCAACUAAUUAUAAAGAGACACAAAAAGAGAAAAAAACCAGAAGACACAAGACAUAAAACAAACUAUAAAGGGACACGAGAACACACAACACAACCGCAAAAAUUGGAAAACAACCACAGAAAGGCACAAAAAAACACAAAGAGACACAAUAAGACAUAAAAGAACUAAAAAGAGAUGCAAAAGACCCAAUACCUCAACAGAGUGACAGAAAAAUCUGUAAAAACAGCCAGUAAGAGGUCUAGGAAGACACAAAACCACUAUAAAGAGAAACAAAGAGAGAAAACAGACACACAAAAAUGUGUAAAAACAAGAAACAGAAGCAAAAUAGCGACAAAAACCACAACUCAGACACACAUCUGUGAGGAAUCUCUGGUUCCUUUGAAUUUUUUAUUAAUGAUUAGUAAUAAUGACAAUAAUAGGAAUUAUCCUCUAUACACCACUUUAUCCUCACUAGGGUCAUGGGGGGUGCUGGAGUCAAUCCCAGCUGACUCAGGUGAAGGCAGGGGACACCCUGGACAGGUCACCAGUCUGUCACAGGGCUACAUAUACAGACACACAAUCACACUCACAUUCACACCUACGGACAAUUUAGAGUAACCAAUUAACCUCAGCAUGUUUUUGGACUGUGGGAGGAAGCCGGAGUACCCGGAGAAAACCCACGCAUGCACAGGGAGAACAUGCAAACUCCAUGCAGAAAGAUCCCAGGCCGGGAUUUGAACCGGGGAUCUUCUUGCUGUAAGGCCAAAGUGAGAAACCCCUAAAAAUGAAAAUCUGCUCCAAAUGUCUCACUAAUAAUCAUUAUCAGUCUUAAAGGCAUUAGAGGAGAUUUAAUUUCCUACGACUUUGAACGUAGCAUGCGCACAUACAACCUCUCCCUCACCCCCCUCUAACCUCCCCCCUCUUAACAUUUACGAAGAAACGCCCCCCUCCAGAAACUUGCGUAGGACUCGUGAAGUUGUCUUUUACGGCUGGGUCCCCCUGGAUCUUUAUCUGCCAUUAUGUAAAAAAAGAUGAGCAAAACAAGUCGCCAGCUAACUACGAAGCUAUACCAAAGCAACACAUACAGAAAACACGUAAGUCCAAGGCGUACGUAAUCUACGUAACUAGGCCUGAGCCGGAAGAUUUUUGAUUGACAGGAAAGGGAGCAAACCAAACGCCUCGGUCCGAGCUCAUUGAUUGGCUGAUGUUUUUCAGGUCCUGCCAUGUCCACAGUUAUUUUUAUUUAUUUUUUAUUCUUUAAGAGACCAUACAUACAAGUCCACUAAAGGUCAGUAUAUUCAUUUUAUGUGAAUCAGACAAAUUAAACAAAAAAAAAAAAAACAUCCUCCAUAAUGCCUUUAAAAA